AUGGACGCCGCCGCCACAACCCGCGGGUCAGGAGAUGCGGAUGGGCGCAAUGGCGAGCAGAAGAAAAACCUGUGGACUUCUAUGCUCGAGUCCGUCUCGAGCGGAAAGCGGCUGCCCGAGAAGAACCUUCUCGUCCUCGGGGGCACUCCCGAGACGCAACGCGAAUUUCUCGAAUCACUAUCCGCCUCGGAGUCGUCGAAACGUAAUAUUGACCGGAACAAGUCCCCCCCCAUAGCGAACAGCUUCGCCCUGGGCUAUACAUACUAUGACGUCCUAGACGCCGAUCAAGACGACGCUGACAAGGGCCCGAUAUCAGAUACCCUCGCACGCGUCUCGCUAUACCUCCUGUCCCAGCCCUCGGACAAGUUCGCAUCCCUCGUCGCCCCCCUCCUCACCCCCGAAGCCAUAGACCACACGGCCCUGGUGAUACUUCUCGACUGGGCCCAGCCUCACCUCUGGCUCCGCCAGAUAUGCCAGUGGGUCAGGUUCUUCCGUUCCGUCACCAGGCAGCUGGGCGACGAGGAGCGCUUCAAGAUGGGUGAGGUCAUGGAGGCCUGGAAGUCACGCGGUCGCGGGGGUUCCUCUGUCAACCUCGACGGCACGCCCUCCGCCACGGCCGCCUCGGGAGACGGCGAUAGCUCCUUGCCUCUGGGGCCGGGAGAAUGGUCGGAUGCUCUGGGUCUUCCCCUGUGUGUUGUCUGUCAGAACGCGCAACGAAUCGAGGUUCUGGAAAAGACUCACAAUUGGAAGGAGCCCGACUUUGACACGGUCCUACAGUACCUGCGAACAAUCCUUCUGAGGCAUGGCGCUUCGUUGAUAUACACCUCCCAGCACGCCGCCUCUCAAGCCCCGUCGCUAGUCCACUCAACCUUGGGCAUCACAUCCCUCCUGAAGCGCCAACCGCUCAAGCACAACGUCAUCGACCGCGACAAGAUUGUCGUGCCGCCCAACUGGGACUCGUGGGGCAAGAUCCGCGUGCUGGGCGGCGACUUCGAGGCCGAGGCCGUCUCCCAGGGUUGGGAGGAGGAUAUCGACGAACACCUCGGCUCCUCGGGCCCCUGCAGCAUGGAGACGCUCGAGCAGAACCGCCGCGUGGCCGGCGAGACGGCCGAGCCCAUCCAGACCGAGAGCGCCAUCGCCCGCUACGAGGACUGGUGCCAGGAGCCAGGCAGCAGCGGUGGACUGGCCGUCGUCGAGAACGUCAUGAACGAGGCCGACGUCGCCGUCCACAGCGACGACACCCAGGACUUCCUCGAGGGCCAGCUCAAGAUCCUCGAGGCCUUCAAGGCCAAGGCCGCCCCUGAAAAGUCUUCUGCCGCCGCCCUCGCCGCCGCUGCCGUCGUCUCGGACCGUGAACACAUCAGUGAACACAUCGGUCCCGUCCAGUUCAACGUCGGUGGUAUCCACGUAGAUGCCGAUGACAUGCUGCAGCGUAUCAAGGAUCGCAACGCAUACUCGUCCCCCGAACCUACUGCCGAAACAGAACCCACCGUCCCAGGCGUCACGGAGAAAUAUGACAAUGAGCAGCUCACAAACUUUUUUAACAACCUGAUCAACAGGUAA
Geosmithia morbida is the source of this 1563-nucleotide messenger RNA. RefSeq names its product dynein light intermediate chain 1, cytosolic. NCBI's taxonomy places the organism in Eukaryota, Fungi, Ascomycota, Sordariomycetes, Hypocreales, Bionectriaceae. Gene Ontology annotation, biological process: microtubule cytoskeleton organization; microtubule-based movement. The record is from RefSeq and is a predicted model, not a curated record. Gene Ontology annotation, molecular function: dynein heavy chain binding. The transcript has 6 exons. The coding region runs from base 1 to 1563 and encodes 520 amino acids. Gene Ontology annotation, cellular component: cytoplasmic dynein complex; centrosome.